Paraphaeosphaeria sporulosa is the source of this 1196-nucleotide messenger RNA. RefSeq names its product HAD-like protein. The transcript has a single exon. The record is from RefSeq and is a predicted model, not a curated record. Lineage: Eukaryota; Fungi; Ascomycota; Dothideomycetes; Pleosporales; Didymosphaeriaceae. Bases 312 to 1064 code for a protein of 250 amino acids.
CCAUAGGGCGCGCGUAUAAGCUACGUCAUUUGGAAUCCUCGGUUAGGGUGGGGCCGUUACUGCAUGAGGAAACCGACACAGCAUCUGCAGACCCGCGGGGCAAGGAUAUCGAUCGAAGAGGGAUAAAAGGUUAAGAAUUCUCGCUGUUUGAUGUUCACAUAAGGUUGCCUCAAAAACAUAUCAUCCCGCUUAUUGCUGUUCGCAUCUUCAUCAAAGUGUAUACAUUGCGCCUGCCUCGUGGAACAACAAUCGACAGUACACCCCUUCCCUGGAAUCUAACUCAUUCGACUCUACUAGACCCACCGAACAGCAUGAAGUCCAAGCUCACCAAUUACAAGCUUCUCUCGUUCGACGUUUACGGCACCCUCAUCGACUAUGAACGAGGUGUUCUCCAAAGUCUACAACCUGUGCUUGAGAAAGCCGGCAAGACGGACAUCGAUCCUCUGCACAUCCUAAAAAUCUCUCAGCCAUUGUUCAAGGAUGAGCAGAUCAAGAAUCCCCAAAAGAAAUACUCGGAUUUGCUCUCCACAUGCCAUCCCGUCAUUUGUAAGGAGCUCGGUCUCCCUGAGCCUACUGCGGAAGAAAGCAAAGCAUUUGGCGCCAGUGUCGGUAGCUGGCCCUCGUUCGAGGACAGUGUUUCUGCAUUGCGACGACUGAAGAAGACGUACAAGAUGGUCGUGCUUUCCAACGUGGACAACGAGUCGUUCAAGGCGAACAACGCGAACUCUCUUGACGGCUUUGAGUGGGACCUGGUACUCACCGCUGAAGAUAUUGGCAGCUACAAACCUGAUCCGAGGAACUUCGAGCACAUGUUGAAGACAGUGAAGGAGAAGUUUGGCGUGGAAAAGCAUGAGGUGCUGCAGACUGCGCAGAGCCAAUUCCAUGACCACCAUCCUUGUAAGGACAUGGGAAUCACGAGUGCUUGGAUUUAUCGACCGGGUGCCAUUAUGGGUAACCGAGAUGAUCCUGUAUACAACUGGAAAUUUGACCAACUGGCUGAUAUGGCGGAUGCGGUUGAUCAGGAGUUGGUGGGAGUGAAACGAGGCGUUGAAAUUAGGCUUUAGAAUGGACCGUGCGCAUUAAUGAAACAUUUUUCGCAUACUGCUCCUUACGGACAACAGAAACAGUGCAUUCACUCUUCAGUGGAGAAUCCUAGUCUAUGAUGCGUCAUGAGAGAUCGGAGGAUCGACCACCAA